Molecule: messenger RNA, 354 nt
Organism: Staurois parvus
Lineage: Eukaryota; Metazoa; Chordata; Amphibia; Anura; Ranidae
Source: the annotation of a GenBank genome assembly
AUGUCAUUGGAUGAAUGGAAAUCUAUGAUGGACCAAAAUAGGCCAAAAACUGAAUUCAAUCUCCGCAAACCUGAAGUUUCUGUCCCUUCUAAAGCUGUGGUGAUCCACAAGUCUAAAUUUGCUAAUAAUAUAAAUGAUGAUGAAGAUUGCCAUGUUGGCUUCCGCAAACCUGUAAAUGAUAUUACAUGCCAGCUGGAGAUCAAUUUUGGAAACCUACCUCGACCAGGCCGUGGUGGAAGAGGUGGAGGACGAGGCCGUGUUAAAAGAGAAGAGGCAUUUACACUUGAAGGCCUAAAGGUGAAUGACUUUUCUCUGAAUCCAGAAGAUCCUGACCAUUUUCCUGCUUUGUGUUAG